Molecule: messenger RNA, 2313 nt
Organism: Prunus armeniaca (apricot)
Lineage: Eukaryota; Viridiplantae; Streptophyta; Magnoliopsida; Rosales; Rosaceae
Source: the annotation of a GenBank genome assembly
AUGGUUCAGCCUAAUAACUCAGCAGAAGGUGAAGGAAGCAUUCAUUUGCAGAUUGAUGGGCUCCACAGGCUCAAUGAAGCCAGAAGUGCAGACAACACAAUCUUUGAACCUCAGAGCAGUAUUGAGAAAAGAGACAGUAGCUCUGCAACUUCUGUGGGUCCAACAACACCAGCACCAGAAAAGAAGCUAACCCUUUUCGCUCUCCGGCUAGCUGUGCUCGAAAAAGCAGCAACCGGCCUUGGAACUCUGGGUUUCAUCUGGGCAACAGUUGGGACUAGGAUAUUCAGCAGAAGCCAUGAACUUGAAUGGCAACACCAAGCCACUUGGUCUAUUGCUGAUGCCGGGAUCAACAGUUUUCGUGCAUUGAAAAUCAGCUCAAGCUUCAUAAUUGAGAACAUAAAAGCAAUUUUCAAGCCUGUUCUUGCAGUUAGGAAGCAAAGUCAACGCAGCAGAGACUUUGCAAGGACUAUUGAUUCAAUCACUACCAGAAAUUCUGAUCUUCAAGGGAAGAUAGUUCGGACUUGGACGAGCUCAGAAGUCCCUCUGCUACCAUAUGCUCAAUGGAUUUUUCGCGCGAGGCAUAUCAGUAAGAUGCUCUAUUGGCUCCAGCUUCUCUCAGCAUCAGCUUGUGUUGCUCUCUCAUUAAUGAAGCUCAUCAAGCGCAACUAUGCUUAUAGUGAGUUUAUGAUAAGCUAUUGUAAUCUACUGGAUGAGGUAAGCAAGGAGUGUGAUUUGGGGCCUUCAGGUUUAGUUUCAAUUAAAAGGUUCUUCUAUGAUGCCUAUUCAAGAUGUGUCAAUGGAAGCAUUUUUGAUGGCUUGAAGAUGGAUAUGGUUACUUUCGCCAUGGAAUUAUUGGCUUCAAAUUCCUCAGAUGAGCAGCUUAUAGGAGCUAAAAUUCUUCGCCAAUUUGCAAUGAAGCAGCAGUAUUCAGAUGAUACCUUACAGAAGAUUGGUAUAAAUAUAUCAGUGAUAGAAAGAUUGGUUGAGAUACUGAAUUGGACAGAUCAAGAAGAAGAGGAAAUCCGACGAUCAGCUGCAGAAAUAUUGUCGAAAUUGGCUGGCAAAAAGCAGAACUCCAUCCGGAUAGCUGGAGUUCCUGGUGCAAUGGAAUCCAUUUCAUCUCUGCUCCAAACCUGCAGAAGCUCAAGUGGUGCAUCUGAUGAAAUCAGUGAAAAGAGAAUCAUUUCUGACUAUGCACACUAUGGAUUCUUGACAUUCAAUCAUUUAGGAUUGCUUAUUCUGAAGAAACUUGCCCGUGACCACGACAACUGUGGAAAGAUUGGAAGCACAAGGGGCCUCCUACCAAAAAUCAUCGAUUUUACACAUGCUGAAGAGAGGUUUCUGAAGGAAGAACAUGGUACACCAGAUGAUCAGAUAAUGACACUGAAACGCUCCCUGCAAUUGGUGAAGAGGCUUGCAAGCACAACAGGCAAUACAGGAAAGAAUCUAAGGAGAAAUCUUUCGGAGAUAGUUUUCACAAUCAGCAAUAUCAGAGAUAUUCUGAGAUAUGGGGAGAAACAGCCAAUGCUACAACAAUUGGGCAUUGAAAUCUUAACCGGUCUAGCACUGGAAGAGGAUGCAACUGAGAGAGUAGGUGGAACAGGUGGAGUUCUUAAGGAGUUGUUCAACAUUUUCCUUAACAAGGGAAUGCUAGAGAAUGACAAACAAGUAAUAACUAAAGCUGGAGAAGCUCUAGCCAUGCUGGCAUUAGAGAGCAAGAAUAACUGUCAGCGUAUCUUAAAACUGGGGGUACUGGAAAGCCUUGUCCAAGCUCUAGAGGUUCGAUUGGUUCGUGUGAAUGCUGCUAGAAUCCUAAGGAAUUUGUGCACUUACAGUGGCUCAAACUGUUUCCACCAGCUAAAAGGGAUAACGAAUGCAACGCCUAUAGUGCUCAAGGCAAUUAUGUCAGAAGAACACAAACUCCAGGAAGUAAUGGUUGGACUAGCUGCACAUGUUUUAGCAUUCUUGUCUCCAGAAGAAUCAAGCCUCAUGUUUAACAAAGCUGAAAUUACUGAAGCAGAGGUAGCUAAUGAGUUAGUCCAGAUUCUGAAGAAGUACAGGCAUCCACCAAUUAAAGUUCCAAGAAUAAGGAGGUUUGCCAUAGAGCUGGCAAUUUGGAUGAUGGAAGACAAACCAACAAAUGUUCAAAUUUUCAAGGAUUUCGGGAUGGAGAAGGAGCUGGAGUUUGUGCUAGAGACCACUGCAGAGCUUGAAAGCUUCAACAUUUUCUCUGGUACUGUAGGAAUGAGCAGGCACAGCACAACAAUCCACUCACUGGUAGAGACUGCAUUGAGGCUGCUAGCUGAUGGGUAA